AUGGGCAAUGAGAAUUCAACAGUCUCAAGGUUAGAUCAUUCUAGUAGCUCCUCCCCCAGUGGUGUGUCCGAUAUCGACGACUCUGUCCAUGGAAAUCAGAAUCCGGAACCCGAUCAAGGUCAAAAUGGCAAACGGGCGAACAAGAAGAAGAGGAGAAGGAGAGCAAAAGAUGGUGGGAUAUCUGAGAUCAACGGGCAUGCCAAUUCGGACAUGAGACGAAACAGCAUAAGCAAAGCUGCACGAGAUCCUAGGGACGAGCCACCAAGCAAGAAAAGAAGAAGAGAAGAGGCGAAGGCGAAGAGCGUCGAAACAAGGUCGCCAAGCCCAGUUAUUGAUUUUGAUGGUCUUAGUAGACCUAGCCGGGGAACACGCGAGAGACUUGAGGAGAGCUCUGAACAAGCCGGCGAGAGACUCGAAAAGAUGCGUGGUGCCAUUCGAACCAUCCUUGAAUGCGUCGGCGAAGAUCCAGACCGAGAAGGGGUGCUAGACACGCCGACACGAUAUGCGAAGGCAAUGUUGUUCUUCACUAAAGGUUAUCAGCAGAAUGUUAGGGACAUCGUAAACAAUGCCAUAUUCCACGAAAACCAUAAUGAGAUGGUUAUUGUAAAAGAUAUUGAAAUCUUCAGUCUUUGCGAACAUCAUCUGGUCCCCUUCACCGGAAAGAUGCACAUCGGAUAUAUUCCAAAUAAGAAUGUCAUUGGCAUAUCUAAGCUUCCGCGUAUCGCAGAAAUGUUCAGCCGCCGACUACAAGUCCAGGAGCGAUUGACAAGAGAGGUCGCCAAUGCCAUCAUGGAAGUCCUCAAGCCUCAGGGCGUGGCAGUGGUCAUGGAGUCGAGCCAUCUCUGUAUGGUUAUGCGAGGGGUUGAGAAAACGACAACCAGUACCAUUACGAGCUGCGUGCUGGGUUGUUUCGAGCGGAAAGAAAAGACAAGAAAUGAAUUUUUGAGCCUGGUUGGGCUUAACAGAACUUACAGGUAA
Messenger RNA from Hypoxylon fragiforme, 978 nucleotides. Its product is annotated as GTP cyclohydrolase I. The transcript has 3 exons. Gene Ontology annotation, biological process: tetrahydrobiopterin biosynthetic process; tetrahydrofolate biosynthetic process. The coding region runs from base 1 to 978 and encodes 325 amino acids. Lineage: Eukaryota; Fungi; Ascomycota; Sordariomycetes; Xylariales; Hypoxylaceae. Gene Ontology annotation, cellular component: cytoplasm. The record is from RefSeq and is a predicted model, not a curated record. Gene Ontology annotation, molecular function: GTP binding; GTP cyclohydrolase I activity; zinc ion binding.